AUGUCCCACAAACAAGGAACAACGCCCGCAGACAAGACACAAGAUGAGCAUAUUGAAUCUAUCGAGACCGCGCCCCGUCGGGAGCUGCAGCAUGCAAACGAACCUACUCAGGAUGCAGCUCUUGACCUCAUGAGAGACGCAGGUCAUUCAGCCAUCCUAACACCCGAGAACAACGCCAAAGUCCUUCGGAAGAUCGACCUUAGACUCUUGCCUAUUCUGCUAGGAAUCUAUUUCCUGCAGCAGGUUGACAAGUCGACUCUCUCAUACGCGUCGGUCUUUGGUCUGGUUGAGAAGGCCCAUCUUCAUGGGCAGGAAUACUCGUGGCUGGGGGCGGUGGUCUACCUGGUGCAACUCGUUGCUCAGCCGUUCGUCGCCUACAUCCUGGUCAAAGUGCCUCUGGGGAAGUUCCUGGCAUGUACGACCUUUUUCUGGGGCAUUGCCCUGACAUGCAUGACUCCAGCGAAUACGUUUGCGAAGUUGUUGGUCUGUCGGAUGUUUCUGGGUCUCUUUGAAGCUGGUAUACCGCCGGCGUUCAUUGCGAUCACGCAGAUGUGGUAUCGACGACGCGAACAGCCCGUCCGGCUUGGUUCAUGGUAUGCCAUGAACGGGGUGGUGAACAUGUUUGGAAGUCUGAUAACCUACGGUCUUGGUCACAUUGGAUCUUCGGUCUUCGAGCCCUACCAGAUUAUCUUCUUGUUUUUCGGGCUCAUCACGAUUGUUUUCUCUGCCGUUGUAUUUAUUCUGAUGCCGGACUCACCGAUGAAGUCCAAAUUCCUUCAUGAAGAGGAUAAAGUUCUGGCUAUUGAAAGACUUCGUAUGAAUCAGCAAGGUAUCGAAACGCACGAGUGGAAAUGGCAGCAUGUGAAAGAAACCUGCCUCGAUAUCAAGUCUUUCUUCUGGUUUGCUUUGAUGUUCUCAAUUUCAAUCCCCAGCGGCGGCAUCUCGACCUUUGGGCCAUUGAUUAUCGAAGCAUUCGGAUUCAACCAAUUUGACACAAUCCUCUUCAAUAUACCUUUUGGCGCUGUUCAGCUCAUUGCAACUAUGGGAGGGGCGUGGAUGGCGACUAAGCUCCAGAUGAAGGGUCCUGUUAUAGCUUUGCUCUGUUUGCCUGCUAUUGCGGGAUGUGUGAUGUUGUUGCAGAUUCCGCAUGAUGGUAAUCACAAUGGGGCACUGCUUGCAGGAUAUUACAUUAUCUCUGUAUACCCAGGAAUUACACCCUUGAUCUACUCGUGGUCCGCGGGUAACACAGGAGGCGAAACGAAGAAGAAGCUUGUGAACGGUAUUCUACUCGUUGGACAAUGUGCCGGUAACGUCCUAGGAUCGAAUCUGUACACUACAACUGAAGCACCGCUAUACAGACGUGGUCUGCUCUCCAAUCUCGCCAUGUUCUGCGUCCUCAUCCUGCUUUGCGCAUUGAACAUGGGAUACCUCUACUUCCUCAACAAGAAACAUGAGAAGAAGCGCGUGAGCAUGGGAAAGAGCGCAAAGAUCAUCGACCACUCCAUGCAAGCCGUAGGAGCAGUCCCAAUCGACAAGACUGAAGCGCCUCAGGAGACGCUUGGUGACGACAAUGCGUUCAAGGACCUGACGGACUGGGAGAACGAGGAUUUUGUCUAUGUAUACUAA
Aspergillus luchuensis is the source of this 1626-nucleotide messenger RNA. RefSeq names its product putative MFS transporter. NCBI's taxonomy places the organism in Eukaryota, Fungi, Ascomycota, Eurotiomycetes, Eurotiales, Aspergillaceae. Gene Ontology annotation, cellular component: membrane. Gene Ontology annotation, molecular function: transmembrane transporter activity. Gene Ontology annotation, biological process: transmembrane transport. The transcript has 12 exons. The record is from RefSeq and is a predicted model, not a curated record. The coding region runs from base 1 to 1626 and encodes 541 amino acids.